Molecule: messenger RNA, 792 nt
Organism: Seminavis robusta
Lineage: Eukaryota; Bacillariophyta; Bacillariophyceae; Naviculales; Naviculaceae
Source: the annotation of a GenBank genome assembly
AUGGAAUCAGUCGUUGAUGUGCUGACACAAGGAAUCAACAGCCUCAUCAUGUACACUCAACAACAGGAGCAAAGGCGACAAGAAACCGACAACCGAUUGGCAAUGCUACUUGAAACUGGCGCAAGUGCAUUGAGAGGCAAUGACAAUGACAGCAACAUGCAAGACGAAUUGAUGGCUCUCUUAGAACAACAACAGAAUCCUACACAACCAUACAUGGUGGAUGACGAAUAUCUAGUCCCACCAAUGGAUUUCGAGAACGCUUUGGAAGACGCUGGAAGGGUCAACAAUGCAGAGGAAGUGGCAGCUGGCGCUCUGCUUCAAGUUGGUGUUAGGAGCCCUACUAUGGUUCAAGUUGGGGGAGCACCAACUCACAACGGCUUAACAGAGGAGGAAAUACGUCUUGGAGCCCUGAUUGGAAUUACCAAGCCAAACAAAGCAUUCUUUCUACGACCGAAGCACCAAACGCUCUCUGAGCUGUACAACGAGUGGACUGGAAUCGGCAGCAACCACCAAGAUGCCCUUGGUGGAGUAGAAGGACGUGAGACGCACUGGAAAAACAAGUGGCAAAAACAUUGGAGCAAGGCGCAAACAGCACACUUCUCUCGCACUGCUGGUGUGGUGAGUGGCAUUCGAGCAUACGCAAAGGAGCAGAAUCUGGACCCAAUUGAUGCUUGUGCCAUCCUUCAAGACGAAUACAAAGAGUGCAAGAUGUCUGUCGGGAACAUGAAGGUCUGGUUUCAGAACCAGGGUUUGGUGGAAAAGGGAAAGUCUCGUGGUCGAUCUAAAACGUAG